Molecule: messenger RNA, 3300 nt
Organism: Eutrema salsugineum
Lineage: Eukaryota; Viridiplantae; Streptophyta; Magnoliopsida; Brassicales; Brassicaceae
Exons: 13
Coding region: 143-3055 (970 amino acids)
Biological process (GO): protein ubiquitination
Cellular component (GO): CCR4-NOT complex
Molecular function (GO): RNA binding; ubiquitin-protein transferase activity
Source: RefSeq, a predicted model, not a curated record
UGAAAAACACCAGCCAUUGGAGAAGGUUUAGCCACUAAACAUACAUCGCAGCAGUUUUUUCGUUCUCUUCGCAAAUCUCUCGUCUUCGAUUUUCUGCGAAUCUCUCAUCUCCUUCCUUCCCCUAACCAACCGUUGAUUAACGAUGAAUGACAAAGGAGAGAAGACUUGUCCUAUAUGUGCUGAGGAGAUGGACCUGACUGAUCAGUAUCUAAAACCUUGCAAAUGUGGCUAUCAGAUAUGUGUCUGGUGUUUCCAUCAGAUUAUAGAGAUGGCGGAGAGAGAUAAAACAGAGGGUCGCUGUCCUGCAUGUCGUUCCCCUUAUGAUAAGGAAAAGAUUGUUGGAAUGACAAUUAGCUCUGAAAGGUUGGUUGCUGAACUUAACAAUGACCGGAAAAAAUCACAGAAGGUGAAAACUAAACCUUCAGAGGGAAGGAAAGAACUAACUGGUGUGAGAGUCAUCCAAAGAAACUUGGUUUACGUUAUGAGCUUGCCUCUUGAACUGGCAGAUGAAGAUCUCUUUCAGCGUAGAGAAUACUUUGGUCAAUAUGGGAAAGUCGUAAAGGUAGCAAUGUCUCGAACGGCAGCUGGGGCUGUCCAACAAUUUCCAAACAAUACUUGCAGUGUAUAUAUUACUUACUCCAAAGAGGAGGAAGCAAUUCGAUGUAUCCGAUCAGUACAUGCAUUUAUAUUGGAUGGUAGAUCUUUGAAGGCAUGUUUUGGGACCAUGAAGUAUUGUCAUGCGUGGUUAAGAAACAUGCCUUGUACCAAUGCAGAAUGCCUUUAUUUGCAUGAGAUUGGUGCUCAAGAGGAUAGUUUUUCAAAAGAUGAGACCAUAUCAGUCCACAUGAGGAAAAUUGUUUCGCAAAUUACUGGUACGGUGGUCAAUUUUCCGCGGCGUUCAGGGAAUAUGUUACCUCCACCAGUCGAUGAUUAUGUUGAGUAUGAGUCUAGCGCAAGACAAAUUCCAAAAAGUGUUGUGAAUAAUGGACAUAGUGUCGUUAAAAGUUCUCCCCCAAAUAGUAGCAACGGCCGGUCUGUUACUCUUCCUGCUGGAGCCUUGUGGGGAAUGCAUGCUUCAGGCCAGUCUUCAAUACCGAAUACACCAUGUGCUGGGGAACCCGUAAGAGACAAAGCUGUUACAGUUUCAUCUGCGGUUGCGACAAAUCCAAUGCAGACUUCUGCAUCUCAUAGUGAUGUAUCAAAGAAGCCAGCAUUAGAGGAUAAUAAUACCUCACAUGGAAAUGCCUUGAAACCGCCUGAGCUAUUGGAUAGUCAGACUGAUUUUCCGGAGCUUUCCGUGGUUAAUAGGACCCAGACCAGCAAUAGUAAGGCAUUAGUUUCUGCAAGUGUGGAUAAUAGUAGAGCUGUUAGUGUGCCAUCAGAUUGCACAGACUAUCCAGAACAGACUUCUCAGUCUUGUAGAUCCAUGCUGUCCAAUGGAAAUAAAAAGGUUGACAGAAGAAUACAGAGCGUAUGCAGCGACGCUGUGUCAGUGAUUGCAGAUAGUGUUGUGGAUGGCACAGAUGGGUUAACUAGGUCUGACCGUUCACAUGUUGAUCACGGUCCCUUAAAGUCUUCUCAUACAGAAGUUUCCCGAGACUCUCGACAGCAUUGUGUCAAUGAAACUAGAGAAGUUCAGCCAUUACAGAAUUGUGGUAGAACUAGCGCAAAUGAGACUGUUGUGUCGAGAGAAGAAGCUAAUACAGGUACUGCUUUGAUGUCUCCAUUGGUAACAGAUAGGCAUCUUGAACCUGCGGAUGAUUUAUCAUUGUUUAUUAGAGAAAGACUCAAGGAUCCAGAAGUUUUUAGCUGUCAACCCAAUGUGGCCAACAAAUCUGGCUUCCAACGCACGUCAAAUAGUAUGCAGCAUUGUUCAUCCCAGUAUAAGGCUGAGCAUGAUGAAACCAGGAGCGUAUUUGGGUCCAGAGGAAGUAGUAUAGCACCCAUCUCUCAUGGAUAUAACGAGAUGACACAUAGCGAGCCCAGUCGUUUAAACAGCAGUCUUAAUCAUUCUAUGUUGUUUCCUGACAAAGCAAGGGACACACAACCAAAUGGAAAGUGCUCCGUUGACUCACAGGGAAACUCUAGGAGUGAAAUAGAUGACAGGAUAAUUGCAAAUAUAUUGUCUUUAGACCUUGAUGAAUACUUAACUUCACCUCAUAACUUGUCGAAGCUACCAGAGCCAGGAGACGUACAGGCCAAGUCUCAUAAGCUAGCAAGUUCCAGUGAAGUUAAGAAUAAUCAGUCCCGGUUUUCUUUUGCAAGGCAAGAGGAAUCCAAGGAUCAAGCUUUUGAAUCAUAUAAUGUCUUCAACCAGAAACCACAUGGCAGUGACUUCUACCAGAAUUCUUCAGAACGGCAGAGCCCUGAUAUGAAAAUGCUUGGGAUGUAUAAUGGCCUUUCAUCCAAUUAUCUCGAGGGACUAGAUUAUGUCACGCAAAACUCCACGUUGCCCUCGUCUUAUAAACCUCCUUCUGUUCCAAGAUGUCCGGUUUCAGCGCCACCUGGAUUUUCAGUUGCAAGUCGACCUCCUCCUCCAGGCUUCACGUCAAAUGGGAGAGAAACGCAGACGUUUAAUGGAUAUUCAGGAAACCAUCGUUUUUCUGAUUCAACAAUGUUCAGUAAUCCAUAUCAGUCACUUCCAGUUGAUAAUACCGGUGCUGUCAGAGAUGUUCAGAUUAUGGAUCCUGCGAUUUUGGCCGUUGGUCCAGGCUUUGAGAAGGCAAACCUAGAUUUCAGAUCAAACUUUCAAGGAAACUCAAACAUGUUUGGAAACGAUGCAAAGCUUCAACAACAACAACAGCAACUGGUAAUGCAGAGCCCUUUGUCUUCUCCGCAACAAAACUGUAGAUUCACAGAUUCUUUGGGAAUGGCAUCAAGGCUCAUUGAUCAAUCUCAAGGGAGUAACUUGCUGUCUAGAAAUCUGGCCUUGCCUAAUAAUGGUAACUGGGAUGGGUUUAGUAACGAGGUCCAAAGCCGAAACAGACUCCAGAAUGAGACGCUCUUUGGUUCAACAAAUCGGAUGAAUGGUUGCAAUGGGAUGUUCAGGAUUUAACAAAAAUGGGCAGAGCCAAUGCACUGGUCUGGUCUAGGAGCCUGCGGUUAGAUCGCCUCGACCUUGAAUCUUAGCUUUCUGGUUACUUAGAAACUGAGCCAAAAAGAGAGAGGUGGUUGUAAAAAAGCUUUAGGAAGUUUUUUAUCGGUUUAUUAUGCAUUUCAUUAUAACAUUUUUCUUUCAUUUUGAAAUAUGUCAAAUAUGGUUUUCAAUUAUGAGGAGGGUUACAUAAGAUUUUGUCUUCU